Molecule: messenger RNA, 1378 nt
Organism: Colossoma macropomum (tambaqui)
Lineage: Eukaryota; Metazoa; Chordata; Actinopteri; Characiformes; Serrasalmidae
Product: endonuclease domain-containing 1 protein-like
Exons: 3
Coding region: 190-1134 (314 amino acids)
Molecular function (GO): metal ion binding; nucleic acid binding; hydrolase activity
Source: RefSeq, a predicted model, not a curated record
ACGCUUCCCACGAGAACACUGCAUACGCUCCAUUAACCGAGAGCUCGCGGCUUAAAUGCGGGUCACGAGUUGAGACCGUGAGGUUCUGUAGAGGCUUAACGAAGGAAGGACAUGCUAGAAGGAUAUAUAGAGGCAUUAUUGAACUGAAGUGGUUUUAAGCACCUUUAUCCUCUUUAGGAUAUAUGAUACAUGGGAUAUAACUCACUCUCAAGCAUGUUGGGUGCCAUUCCCAGAAUACCCUCCAUUACCUUGGGGUGUCUGCUGCUCCUAAGCUCAGUGCUGAACCCCUGUGGUGGGGAUGUUGGGGAUUUCUCACCCUGCUUGAACUACUUCUACCAGGCCUGGCCACCCAAAGGUAUUCAGGGCACUCCAAUCUGCCAGCGUUACAAAAACCAGUAUCAUUUUGCCACACUGUACAGCCGUGAACGGCGCACGCCAUGGUUUUCAGCAUACAUCUACACCCCACCUGAGGGCAAGAGGCCCAAAGAGGUCUGGAAGUAUGAGCCUCAGCUGGCCAAAUCCCAGGCUGAUGGUAACAUGGUGCCAUUCCCCAUACCGCCGGAGAAAGUGGACCAGAAUGUGGUGGAGAGCCAGGCUGUUCAGGAAGACUACAUCAACUCUACCUACACCCGCGGUCACCUGAACCCCAGCCAGCACCACACUGACCCUGAUGACCGUCACGCCACCUUCACCCUCACCAACGUGGUCCCGCAGCGGGCCGGCUCCAAUGACGGCCCCUGGGCUUCUCUGGAAGGUCGAGUCAGCAAGAACCUUCAGGCGUACUGCCUGGGGGAGGCGUACGUAGUGACCGGGGUCAUCCCGUAUGAGAAAGACAGAUGGCUGAAGGACCAGGGCAGAGUGGCUAUCCCUGAGUACCUGUGGUCAGCAUACUGCUGCCGCAACUACAGCCACAACCUUCCAAAGAGCCUUACUGACACAUUUCCGUCAUAUGCAGCUAUUGGGAGGAAUGAUCCCAACAGCACAGAGGAGAUUGUGCCAGUGAACCCACACCGGAAGAAGGCCAUCCUGGGCUAUGAUGUCCGGCCCAUGCCUCUUCCCACUCUGGAGACCUACCUGAAGCAGCGCUACGGAACACCCGUCAGCGUCUUCUACGAGCAGUGCUCAGGGUCGUGACCUUCAGUCAUGAAUAAUCUAUAUCCCAGUGAUGUCCACUUUUAUCCACAAAAGGCUGGUGUGGCUGCAGGUUCUCAUUCCAACCUUUUUUAAAACUGUUGUCACAUUUAUUUUGAAAUUGUAAAGAACAUGAUGUAACAGAGCCAAAUAUGAAUUUAUUAUUUUUUUGUCUCACAAACUACCAUCUGAGCAAGAAUAUACCUGACUUUGUCUUUUAUGAUUACUCUCAGGGCUUGAUAUUUAA